Molecule: messenger RNA, 606 nt
Organism: Cooperia oncophora
Lineage: Eukaryota; Metazoa; Nematoda; Chromadorea; Rhabditida; Trichostrongylidae
Source: the annotation of a GenBank genome assembly
AUGGAAGAGCCUUUACAAGUUUCAUUUAAAAACACAUUAAUUCAGAGAACCUGUGAGACAUUCACUGUGAUGAAUAUUUCGCCACAUUUGUUGCCUGUAGUUACGAGUGGUAUAGAAGCGCUAGCGCUGCAUAGCGCCAGCUAUUUGCCGCAGUUUCUUCAGUUAGUCCACGUUUUCCAAGUUAUUUUACCGAAUCCAUUACUGCCUAAGAUUACUUUUACAGAAGAGUCUGAUCCUCGACGAGCCAGCGCCCAAAAGUUCGAGCCGAUUCUGGAAGAGCUGUACAGUGUGUGCGUUCCAACUGCAUUACGUUUUGCAACUUCUGAUUUUCAGCUGUGUGAACGAAUGCGGGACAGUCAGCGCCUCUCGUCACUGAUGACAUCUGGCCAGCAAGUGGUGGCACGAAUUCAACAACGGCCGGUGUUAUCAGAAGAGGAUCGUGCAGUGGCGUGUUGCCUUCUGGCGGCUGUCUCACCUUAUGAGGAUAUUGCGAACAGAUUUCAUGUCUAUCUGGCGGCAUUGAUGUCGUCACCGGAAACGCUUGAUGCCUCGUACGAAUUUCUUUUAAGAAAAGCUGUUGAUGAAUGUACGUCAUCGGCAGCUUAA